Dinoponera quadriceps is the source of this 5720-nucleotide messenger RNA. RefSeq names its product UHRF1-binding protein 1. The transcript has 18 exons. The record is from RefSeq and is a predicted model, not a curated record. NCBI's taxonomy places the organism in Eukaryota, Metazoa, Arthropoda, Insecta, Hymenoptera, Formicidae. Bases 148 to 4437 code for a protein of 1429 amino acids.
GAGAAGGUGGGGAGGGAACGUUUCAUUCGUGGACGCACACAUAAGUAGAAAUCUCUGUGGAGAUCGUCGUAAAUAUGUGGUGUCAAACUAACCAUGCUGAGACGUAUUAGUCGCCGCAAGAAUUAGGUUUGCCGCAGCAAUCAAAAGAUGGUUUCGAUCAUCAAAAAUCAGUUGCUGAAACACUUGUCGAGGUUUACCAAGAAUCUAUCAGCUGACAAAAUAAAUCUGAGCACAUUCAAGGGUGAAGGAGAACUGACAAAUUUAGAACUCGAUGAAAUAGUUCUCACAGAUUUACUAGAGCUGCCAUCAUGGUUAAGACUAACUAAUGCUUGGUGCAAUAAAGUUUCAUUUCGUAUACAAUGGACCAAACUAAAAAGUGUUCCUAUUUUUUUGAGUUUGGAUGAGGUUCAUAUAGAUGUAGAAACAUGUGAAGAUUUAAGAAGCAUGUCUUCCCCGCAGGGUAUAUCAUCAUAUGCAGGUCCUGCAAAAUAUUCUUUUAUACAUAAAGUAAUCGAUGGAAUAACUGUUGCUGUUAAUAUUGUGUUGGUCACAUUUAAAAGUCCUGCAUUCAUUGCCUCAGUUCAGAUGAAUCGGAUCAUGGUGGAAUCCAAGUCAGCAACAUGGCAACGAUGUGAUCUCAGAACCACUAGAGUAAAGGAUCCUGAUCGAGGGCAGUUGCUUAUUUUUAAAGAGUUAGAAUGGCAAACUCUUAGAAUAGAGGCCCAGAGCACUAAGGACAAGAAUCUGACACCACUUCGGUUGCUUACAAACCAAGCUAGGUGUCGAAUUACCAUAAAGAAAAGAAUAUCAGAUUGCUUUGUCAUGGGCUCCAGGCUAGUAAUCAUUUUGGAUGAUCUUUUGUGGGUGUUAACAGACUCGCAGCUAAAAGCUGCGCUCCAUUUCAUCGACUCUUUGGGUGGACUUAUCGAGAAAGCGACUAUUCUCGAACGGAAAACAAAAGCCGCAAGGAAAUUAGAGGUCUUACCAGAAUAUCAAGCCCAGGUAUCUCAGCAAAGUAGAACGAAGAGUCAAUGUAACACAGCGAUAUCGAAGAUAUUUACAAGAUACGAUGUUGUAGAGACGUCAUAUCACUUUCUUUCUCAGCGUAUUGAUCUCCAUUUGUGUGAUGAUGCUGGCGGAGGCAGAUCUCUACAUCCUGAUCUUAUGGAGGGUGGCGCGCUGCAAAUUUCAUUAGUGAAAUUUCAAAUUGAUUAUUAUCCAUAUCAUUUGGCGAUGGCAGAUAGGAAGCAUUGGGCCAAAUACAAAGAAAAUGCCACACCUCACAGUCAGUGGUUGCAGCAAUCGUUGAGUUCGUUUCGAAGUCAGUUUAUGGAUCUCAUUGAUUCCGGUAGAACGCAACACUCCCCAUUGACGAGAAGUCAGGGAAACGUCGCAGGUAGUACGACGAAAGGUUCUGGAGAAAAUCUGGAAAAGAACAGUCAACCGCAGAACACGAACGUAGCUCCGUCCGAGCAGAAGAAGUCGCAACACCCCAGUGGCAAUCCAGUGAAGAAUUAUGUCUUGGAGCAGCUUGCCAAGCUCAUGACGACGUGCAUCAUCAUCAGGAUCGACGACUUUACCUUGUACAAAGUGACAACGACGUCGCGUAAUCCGAUGCCCAAGGAAUUUAUCACAGCUCAAACGAGGAAGAAGCAUACACCAGGUGACCGCGACAGAUUCUGUCUUCCAGAAGAUGUGACGAUACUUCACGCUGAAUUUACUUAUUACUAUUAUCCCGGGGACAUAACUUUCCCAUUGCCACCACCGAAAUUCUACGUACAGCUUAAUCCCAUCCAAGUGAACUUCGACGUCUGCUCGUGUCUUUGGUUUAAUUCUUUCGCAUUGAAUCUUCACCAUUCUCUUAUAGGGAAAAACAAGCAGCUAUCGCACAGUUCUACGCGUUUAAUGUAUUUCGACGUAAAGAUAGAGGCUAUACUACCAAGAAUAGUUUUCGAAAGCCAACAGGAUUAUCCGAACCAAAAGGACAGGCCAAAGUCUCUGCACCUUCAAACCUCCAGAGCGUCUAUAACGAACGUCCGAUCAACAGAAAGAUCUUCCAGGGCGGACUUGGCACAGUGCCUGAAUGCUUUUCAAAUGGGACAAAUGUUCUUUGGGGCUGAGUUUCCCAGUAAAUCGGGGGAUUUUCACGUGGUGACAGAAAAAUUCCUGGCACACUGCGGAGGCGCUGACAAUAUCAGACAGAUACCGCCAAAUUUCAGCAGCAAUUCCGUGAAUGAACUGAUUCGCCAGCUGAACCGAGAACUUUUAUGGACCGAGGCGAAAGAUGUAUGGUGCUGCAACUUAGAGCCUGUGUGGGGUGACUUUUUCGGAGCACGAGCCGUCGGUCAGAAUCGACCUGUGCCGUUUUUGGACGCGUUUCCUCUGACAUUGUGGUGUCACUUCACUACAGAUUCAUCGGUCCCGGAAAAGCCCUCGGCCGCGGAUAUUCACGGACUCGCGUACAUAAGCAAUCUAGUUAGCGUACAGAUAAAUCACUAUCAGUAUUUGUUCCUGCUCAGAUUGUCGGAGAUACUGUCCGAGAUGGCCACGUAUCUGGCUGUGGACUCGAAUAAGAUCUUGAAGAUCGAAAGCGGCGGAUCGUUGGUCAUAGGCGCGUUGAUACCGCAGGUGGAGGUGACGUUCGUGAUGCCGUCGCACACGCCCGGUAAAGAGAACUCCGGCGGCGAUUUGGAAUCCGUCGUUCCCGACUCGUCUAGCAUAGCGGACGAUCUGAUCGGGUCGUCCGUCGCUUGGCACACCAGCCAAGUAAGCGCGCGUGUCGAUUUCAACGCCAAGAGAAUGAACACGAGCAACGACGUGGAGACGCCGCAGAGCGAAGCGUCCUCGAUGCUGUCGAUGGAUUAUUCGCAUUCCGCGCCAGCGACUCAGCCGGUUGUCACUUUCAAGCAAAACGGCACGAAGAAAGGCGAGCACGUCGGCCCGGUGAACGCGAUCUGGUGCAUUCCCGAGUCCUGCGGGCUGCAAUACAUCGGCGGCGAGAAGAGCGACGAGAAGAACGUGCUCCGACAAUCGGCGGAAGCAACUACGGCGCAUAAGCAAAGCAAAUCGGACUCCAACACACCCUUCAUCCCAAAUAAUUUCAAUGUCGGUCUCUCGUCCAUGAAAAAGGGAUUCAGCAAUCUAAUGACGUCGAUCGACUCAGCUCUGAAGGCUUCUCCGGAAGAUGGUAGUAGCGACACGGUAUCGAUGAGAAGCGACGUUAGUUCGGACAGCGAGAAUUAUGUCCUCGUGAACCUCCAGGAUCAAGGCAAGAUAGACGCGGUAUUCGGCAUCGACAACACGAUUAGGAUAACAGCCGUGGAGGAAGCUACCGAAGUGGUAGAAGAGACGCCGGAUACGCAAAGCGAGAAAUCGAUGGACAGCGUGUGCAAGAGGAAAGACUUGGUUUCCAUGGCAACGUUUAAGCUGUCAAAGGUCGAAUUUAUACAACAGUCUUGUGGCUAUUCGUCCGCCAUUAAGGUUCAGGUCUCUAACAUUGAUAAUGAUGAGUGUUCGUCCAUUCCUUGGGACGAAUUUCAGGUCAAGAGAAAGACCAAGUUCAGCUCGCGAUCACGUGGCUGGGUAGAGUUGCCAUCAGAUUCUGACUGCAGAUCGCGCGUUAAACUGCGUUUGGAUCAUGAAUUGAAAAAUAAGGAAGACUCCCGUAGACUUUCGGGCGCUAGCCAAAAUACGAACGACAGUAGUAAGCGAGCACCUCAAGACCGCGCUAGAUUGCCUGAGCAAGACACCUGUACGUCCGUCAUCAAUGUGCAUGAUAAAGAGAGUGUUAUGAAUUUAUUCGAGGACAAGUUAGAGAUGAAAGUCGGUAACGUAGCAAUGGCGCUGUCGAUGAGCUCGGUGACGGGUUUGGCAGAUCUGGUGGAGGACGAGAUCAUACCCAAGCCGAUUCCUAUGCAGAUAUACUUAGAAAAUAUAUCGUUACGUUUAAACGAAGAUCGUCCGCCAAAUAACAUAACUUCCCCAGGCCCGAUCCCAAUAGAUUUGAAUAUUUCCAAGCUUAGGAUAGCGCGGGAUACGAGCGGUGUGUUUCACAUUGAACCCGUCGUAACUAUGGUGAGUGAGAGAGAUUUGAAUGCAGCAUUAUUGGGCGAUGGGAAUCAUGCGCUUAAGAAUACGGGAUGCGAGGUGGAACUGAAUGCACUGAGACAAUCCAGCAAACAACUGAGACUAGAUAACGAAGAGCUGAGGCGUCGUAUGGGAGCUUUGGAAAGAUUAUCGGAAGAGAAUGCGAAAUUAAUGCGCGUGAAAGAGGAGUCAGACGUGAUAAGAUCUCGCUUGAAUGCUGCGGAGAACGAUAUUGCGAGCCUCCUAGAGGAAAAGCGGAUCUUGCAUGAAACCAUAAGCGAGCUGCGAAAUCAAAGGAUGGAAAGCGGUCCUGCAGGUAGUAAUAGAGCUUCGUGGUCUAUUAAGAGAUAGCAUACCAGUUGUUUCGAUUGCUCCAAAUGUUGCAGUUCUAAUAAAUCUUAAUCGGCUGUCUUUUCUAUGUCCGAUAUAAGGAGAGAGAGAAGACGUUUGUUUUGAUAAAUUUAGGAUAAAUUUACGUUUAUAAUACACACGAAAAAUUCAGUCGUUUAUCUGAUUAUAAAAGAGAGGAAGAAUGGGAAAUAUUGAUAUUACGAGGUUUCAACUUUGCAAGGAUUAACGAGGGAUUAGAGACUAUUCGAUUUUAAUUUUCUCCGCAAACAUUGCGCGAGGUGGUCUAUAGUUAUUCUUUCGGGACACAUUACUCUUGUCUGCCGUAAUUACGCUAGUAACUGCCGUUUAGAUCUUUUAUUGCUUAAAACAAAGUGAUAAGAAUCGUGCAUAAUAUGUGCAUAAUAGCUCGCGCAUAAUAUGCGAACUUACGUAUGCAAACUUGAGUGGAGGAUAUAUAUCAACUUUCUUACUGCGAUCGAGUACAAGGCGAUAAUAAACUGCAAUAUAUUAGCGUGCGUUUCCUUUCACUGUUAAAUUGAUAUUGAAUCGGUGGUAUGAAUUCCUAAUGAAUGACAGAGGAUUAUCUGUGUGUGUUUGCCGUUUUACGGAUAGCAAUCGCGUGACUGAAAGUUGCGUACGACUGUAUAUAUUGUGCACGUACACACAUUUUGUUACACAUCUGCAUACAUGACAUCCUUCUGGAAGCGAAGCAAUGGUCUUGAAGCGUUAUGAGACGGAGGUUUUAUUUAUAGAGCUAGACUUCCGAGUGCACGUUUCGAAGAAAAUCUGGAUAUCCUUUUCACGGUUCUCCUGUGUGUGUUUGUUGUACAACAAUCGAAAUAUCUAAUAUAGUCUCGUCAUGCUGGGAUAUCAGAAGGAUACAUAUGUAUGCAUAACUGAUUAAGCAAAGCGCGCUAGUCAGAACAUCGCAAUACAUAUUGAUUGAUUUCACGAUCGACUAUAUUUUGACAUCAUUCUCAUAGGUGUACCGAGAUCCGUAAAGAGUGUAUCGUGAAACACAAUGAAUUAGAGCAUAUAAUUGUAACUUAAUAAUUAAUAGUCGAGCCUACGGAUAGACAUAGACUGUCUGAAAUUGGGAAUUGACCUGGUGUGGUUGCAUGAUAUUGUAUAACAUAAUUUUGUAUGACUGAUUUAAAUGACUUCAUCAAACGAUGAAAAUUAUACAUAAUAAUAAUACGGCAAUGUGAAUGGAACGCGUUCCAAUAAGACUGUAUAAAAUUCGGAGAUGUUGAUCUAUACAGUAGUCGCACUAGUGUCCUNGG